AUAGUGCAUUGUUGUGACUUGCGUAACGGAGCAUCCCUCAAGCUGUCAGCUGUGUCGCCGCCGCCGCUGCGGGAGCGCGAGCCCCAGCCGGCCCAGCCCUCCGCCUCCUUGUCUUCCUCCCGCCCCUCCCUCAGGGGUUCUAGAACUCCACGUCACCGUAUCAUUGUCUGUGCGGGACCCUCCGGCUCCCCCUCCCUCCCCCGUCCCUGCACGUUCCAUCCCGCCCCCAUAGAACCAUCUCAAUGAGAUGCAAACAUGAAAGACAAGAGGAAGAAGAAGGACCACACCUGGGCCGAGGCUGCCCGCCUGGGAGGAGCUGCCCAGGUGUGCUGAGGGCCUGUACUCGGGAAGAGAAACAGGGAGUCCUCCGCAGCACUGGAAAAGCAUCCCAACUCGCCAAUGACUGCAAAGCAAAUAUUGGAAGUGAUUCAGAAAGAAGGGCUGAAAGAAACAAGAAAUGGAACUUCUCCAUUGGCUUGUCUGAAUGCAAUGCUUCACACUAACACUCGUGUAGGGGAUGGGACAUUCUUCAAAAUCCCUGGCAAGGCAGGACUCUAUGCGCUCAGAAAGGAAGACUCUACGUGCCCAACGGAUGGAACAUUGGAUUUAGGUUGUGAAUCUGAGUUGGAUGGCACUGAAAUGGCUGAAACAAACAGUAGUGCUGGAGAAGAAAAUGGAGUUUGCACAAAGCAAGCACCCGAAGAAGUGUCUUCCAUUCGGGACUCAAACCUUAUGAAUGCACCAAUGCAAAGCAAGCUAGUGUCUUCCUUUCAGCAGCACACCAAAAAGGCACUUAAACAGGCUUUGAGACAGCAGCAGAAAAGAAGAAAUGGAGUCUCAAUGAUGGUAAACAAGACUGUUCCUCGUGUUGUUUUGACACCAUUAAAGGUGUCUGAUGAGCAGUCGGAUUCACCUUCAGGGUCUGAAUCUAAAAAUGGUGAAGCGGACAGUUCUGAUAAAGAAAUGAAACAUGGGCAAAAAUCUCCAACUGGAAAACAAAUGAGCCAGCACUUAAAGAGAUUAAAAAAAUCUGGUUUAGGACAUUUGAAAUGGACCAAAGCCGAGGAUAUUGACAUAGAAACACCAGGAUCUAUUCUUGUGAACACUAACCUGAGGGCUUUAAUAAACAAACACACCUUUCUUUCCUUACCUCAGCAUUUCCAACAAUACCUCCUGCUUCUGCUUCCAGAGGUGGAUAGACAGAUGGGAAGUGAUGGAGUUUUGCGCCUCAGUAGUUCCGCUCUAAAUAAUGAAUUCUUUGCAUAUGCAGCACAAGGGUGGAAACAACGACUGGCAGAAGGAGAAUUUACUCCUGAAAUGCAGUUGCGUAUCAGGCAAGAGAUUGAAAAAGAAAAGAAAACAGAACCUUGGAAAGAAAAGUUCUUUGAAAGAUUUUAUGGUGAAAAGCUUGGAAUGUCAAUAGAAGAAUCUAUGAAACUUACAUCUACACAGAACAAUAAUGAAGAUGAAGAUAAGUCACUCUUUGGAUCUUCAGAUUUGCCUGGUCCUUCAAAAGAAUCAGCUUUUGAUGAUCAUGAAGAGAAAAACAAUCAGCUACCACCAUUGCCAGGGACAGGUUUCUGUCAGUCCCUUUGCAACAUGGAACAUGUUCCAGCCAAAGAUGUACUAACAGAAGCAGAAGACAUUUUGAUACCUGAAGAGUCUGUUAUUCAAGAGGAGAUUGCUGAGGAGGUUGAGACAAGUAUUUUUGAGUGUCAAGAGGAAAACCAUAAAGCAGAACAUGUGAAUACUAAACAACCUGAUAGUCCAGUGGGCUCAAAUGAAGAAACAGAAACUUUAUCACUUCCAGAGAACUCUGAAUCCUGUGUUGUGAUGAAUGAUGUAGUAGUUGCAUUGGCUCAUGAUGAAGUUAAGGUAGAGGAGAAAUUACAGUAUUGCCAAGAAGAAAUGGCAGUCAUGACUGAUCAAAUGGAAAACAGUUUAUCACCUUCACAGUCUGCUUCAUCUACAAAUUCUCUCAGUAAUAUGGAAGAAAAGGACACAGAGUCUACAAAAGAGCUAAGUCCUCAUGGAAAAUACUCCCCUGUCCUCAAUGGUUCGUUGUUCACUGGCGGAAGUGUUGCUGUUCAUAUGGAGCUGCAGAGUGAUCCUGAAGAGCAGUCAUCUGAGAAUGCUUGUAUUUCUGAAACUUCAUUUUCUUCUGAAAGCCCAGAAGAACCAUGUGUUGGUAUUGCAUCUCCUGGAGGUGAUACCCAGUCUACUUCUGAGGAGCCUUGUACUCCAGUAUCUCCUGAAACAGCUUGUUCAUCUGAUGUAUCUUGCACUGAAAACACUGAAAAUGAUAGUCAGCAAAAAACUAUGAAUGAUGAUCUGCAUACAUCUGUAAUAUCUGAAGUAUCGCCAAUGCCAGCCUCACCUGUAACAUCAGAAUCAUCUAAUAUGUCCAAUUUGCCUUUGACUUCGGAAGCAUCGCCAGUUUCUAAUUUACCUUUACCAUCAGAAACAUCACCAAUGUCUGAUUUGCCUUUAACAUCUGAAACCUCUUCAGUGUCUUCUGUUCUUUUAGCUUCUGAAACAUCUCACUCCAGCAGUUUACCGCUACCUUCAGAAACAUCUCCACUUUCUAGUUCCCCAGUAAGUGAAAGAUUUAUUCUGCAGCAAAGAAAAUCACCAUGUCUGUCUGAAGAAUCUCUGUCACCACUGAAAGAAGAGGCUUCUACUAUUCCUAAUGCUUCUCAAGAGGAGAGUAUUGCUUCUCAGCAAAAACAGCUCCAUGGUGUACCUGAAACUGUGAAAGCUGCCAUACCUGAAGCUUCAACAGUAGAGAAAUCUCAUAGGAAUUUUACUAAUCAACCAUGUAGACCACAUACUGAAAUAGAAAAAAUCUUUAUUUCUUCUGUAUCUGAACAUUCUUCUUCAGAGGUGAUAAAAAUUAGAAACCAUGGGGCUCAACAAAAAACUGAAAAGAAAAGUACGAUCUCUCAACUGGAGUUGUCUGUUCUAACAGAAGUGGCCGGAUGCAAAAAUACUGAAUCUCUUCCAUCUAAACUACAUGAUAAACUAUAUACCUCAUCAGAAAAAUUGAUGUUCUCAGAAGUGGGCAGAAGUAAGUCUCAUAAACUUCAAGGGGCAACCCAGAGUCGGUUUGAAGGUUCCUAUUCAAAGUCUUCAGAAGCCACAAAGUCACCUGAAGUAAAAAGUGAAAGUAGAGACCUAGAGAUCCCAAAGAGGAAGACCGCUGAACACCACAGUUUUGGGAUCUGCAAAGAGAAGCGAGCUAGAAUUGAAGAUGAGCAAUCUCAUCGUAAUGUAUCAACAAAUUCAUCGGAGAAAGAGCAGCCGCCUAGAGAAGAGCCGAGAGUCCCACCUCUUAAGAUUCAGCUUUCAAAAAUUGGUCCACCUUUUAUUAUCAAGAGCCAGCCUGUUUCCAAACCAGAACCUAGGGCUUCUCCAAGCACAUCAGUUAGUAGUGGGAGGAACACUGGGGCCAGAACACUUGCAGAUAUCAAAGCAAGAGCCCAGCAAGCCAGAGCACAGAGGGAGGCAGCAGCUGCUGCAGCAGUUGCCGCAGCUGCCAGCAUUGUCUCUGGAGGUCUAGGGAGCCCCUGUGAAGGUGGAAAGACAAGAACGUUGGCACACAUCAAGGAACAGACAAAGGCCAAAUUAUUUGCAAAGCACCAAGCGAGAGCCCAUUUACUCCAGAGUAAUAAAGAAACAAAGUCUCAACCUGCCUCCAAGGAAGGUCCAUCAGUCUUAGAGACUUCUGCCUCUUCUGAAACAAAGAUUGAAGGUUCUACUGGUGUAAUCAUAGUUAAUCCUAACUGCAGGUCUCCUAGCAACAAGUCGGCUCACCUUCGUGAAACUACCACUUUAUUGCAGCAGUCACUUAAUACCAGUACUGUGUCAGAAACUAGUACUGACAUCUCUGAACACAGUUCUGAUGAAAACAUACCUAUGUCUCAUUUGUGUGAGAAAAUUCUUUCAUCUACCUCUGCAGAAAGUAACAGUGUGUCAGUGCUGUACAAUAAAACCUCAGUCCCCAUGUCUAUGUGUAGUGCUGCUAUGUCAGGAGCAAUUAAGGAACUUCCUUUUGCAGGUUCUGCUGAAAAGUCCUCUGUUUUAAUGUCAAUUGAAAGCACAGACACAAAGGCUUGCAAUAUAAACAUGCUGAAAUCCAUCCAAGGAACUGACACUCCAUGCAUUGCCAUCAUGCCAAAAUGUGUUGAGAGUCCCACCGUGCCAGCUGCAGUAGAUAGUACAGCUCUGUCAAAUUCCAUGGAUGAAAAAAGAUUGCCAAUAGCAAGCAGCAAUGCAAACGUUGUUAUUUCCAGUCAGUAUACCACUGUGCCAACUUCAUCCAUUGCAAAUAAUUUGCCAAAUCAUUUGGGUGGCAACUCUGUUCUUAUUCCUCCAGUGGGAUCAGCAAAUAGAUAUUCUGCUGAUAAGACAGCUACAACAGGGUGCAGUGACCAAAGUUCUUUGUCAAGCAGCACUUCUGUUAGGGCAGCUUUACACUGCAGUGAGGUACUUCCAGCAGCUGAUUCUGGUGGCAGGACUUCCAUUUCAAUAUUUGCUGGUAACGUGAUGGCAGCAAGUUCUUAUGAGAAUUCUGCUAAGAUGAGCACUGAGACUGUGGACAGAAAUUGUGGAAUGAGAAGUCGAAUAGACAUGUCUGGUAAAUCCUCAGUAGGUUAUGCACAAGCACCCAUGAAUAGAUCUAUUCCUUGUAAAGUCAUUGUUGACCACACAACAACAGCAAUGAACUCAAAUUUGUCCCUGGGUACUUCUGUUGAAAACUCAGAAAUCAACACAGAUAUGCACAGCCGAUCUAUCAGGACAGAAACCGCCUUACAAAAUAUAGCAUGUCCUCAAGUGUCUGUAAUCAGCAGGCCAGAGCUUCUUACCAGUGAAAAUCUGGACCACAGUUCUGGCUUUAACACUGUUACGGCAAAGCAAAAUGGCAAACAUUUGCAAGCAUCGUGUAGUAGUCUUCGAGAAGUGCCUCUAGCUCCUCAAGAUAAACGCCUUGAGGCUGUUCCUCCCAGCCAAGGUUUUUCUGAACAAUUACGAGGUCCUUUGGCUUUCAAAAAUGAAACAGAUCCUAUCUGUGCCAACCUGUAUAACAGUAGCAGAAUCUGCUGGAAUAAUGAGGAGGCAAUGAAUACUGACCAGUCUUUGCAUAGCCAUCUUAACCCAAAUAAGUUUAAGGAAUACACCGAGCAAAACUGCUUAAAAAAUGUCAAAACAGAGCCUUCAAGUUUUGUGCAUGUGAAUGAGAUGCAUUCAAGGAACGUUGUGACCAGCAUAGCCUUGCCUAUUAAAUCAGAAAUGAAUGAAUCUGACAAAUGCUUUAGGAUGGACACUGAAGAUUUUGCAAGACCUGAAAUGCCUCUCCAGACAGCAGAAAGAGCCACUAGUGCACAGCCGGCCCAAAGCUCCAAAAUAGCAGUUGCAGAUUCCAUGGAGAACUCUUUGACGUUGUCAGCUGAAACACUGAAAAGAGUUACAAACACUGGCAGUUCUAGCUGUCGUUUGUCAUCAGUAGAAGCCAACAAUCCUCUGGUGACACAGUUACUACAGGGCAACCUGCCACUGGAGAAAGUGUUGCCACAGCCCAGGUUAGGAGCCAAGCUAGAAAUUAACAGGCUUCCCUUGCCCUUGCAAACUACCUCAGUAUGUAAAUCAGUAACGUCUGAGAGAAAUGUGGUUGAAAAUCCUUCCAGUUCUCCAAAUACAGAUGGCAGAAGUUUUACAGCAGCCAGUAUAGCUCCACUCCAAAUCAGAAAGCGUGAAAACCAUCCUAAAAAGAGAAUGGCCAGGACAGUAGGGGAGGUGAAAUGUGAGCCUGGGAAGCCAUCAGUGGAGACAGAUGUUAAAGUGGGUCCUUGUGUAAUUAGUUCCAGCAUGAGCCAGCUUGGGCAUGGUCAGCUGUUUAAGCAAGAGUGGCCAAACAAGCAUGCCAUUCAAAGCAGAAUCGCACAUAGCCCAGAGAUAAAGCAGCAGAAGAGGCCGUUGCCCUCAUGCAGCUUCCAACAGAACCUGUUCAAUGUGGACAAAAAUGGCAGCUUUCCUGCAGAAUCCAGUACCUCACACAGGCAGCACUUCUACCAACUACCCAUGGCUGCAAGAGGGUCUGUUCCCACGGCAGCUUUGAUGCAGACAGCUCUAAAAGCACCGUCUGGCUGCAGUGCCUUUGCUUUUAGUCGGCACUUAGACCAGAAGGGGUUGGGAGAGGUCAACGUUUCCACAGCUCACCAGCUGAGGCUGGGGAGUGUUUUUUCCCCUAACAUUCAAAUUAAGGAAGGUGAUGACAUUUCUAGUGCCUCACAGAUCCUGCAGAAUAAAUCAUUGGUUCAUCCCCCUCCCCCACUACCACCCCCUCCUCCCCCACCCCCUCCUCUCCCCAAUGCAGAAGCUUCAUCUGAUCACAAACAACUGACAGUUACUAUGGAAACCACUAAAAGACUUAGUUGGCCUCAGCAGGCAAGCGUCUGUAGCAAUAUAAAAACUGAACCCAUUUCUUUUGAGGAGGGUCUAAGCAGCAGCUGUGAGCUGGGUAUUAAACAAACUUCUUACGAUCAGAACGAAGUAAAAGAACAGUUGAAAGCCUUUGCAUUGAAAAAUGCCGACUUCCCAUCUUAUUUACUGUCUGAGCCCCAGAAGCCUUUCCCCCAAUUAACUGCUCAGAAAAUACAGACUCAGCAGCAACAGCAGCAGCAACAGCUCUGUGGAAAUUAUCCUACUAUACACUUUGGUAGCACAAGCUUCAAAAGGGCAGCAUCUGCAAUUGAAAAAUCAAUUGGAAUUUUAGGAAGUAGUUCAAACACAGCCUCAAGCCUCUCUAUUCAGAACACUCCAAUUCCUGUUCAGAAAUUUGCUGACAGCAGCAGUGCAGAUGAGCUGGAACUGAAAUGUUCUUGUAGGCUGAAAGCCAUGAUAGUGUGUAAAGGCUGUGGAGCCUUCUGCCAUGAUGACUGCAUAGGCCCUUCAAAAUUGUGUGUAGCUUGCUUAGUUGUCCGGUAGAAUCUGAGGCAGAGAUGCAGUAUCCCUUGUUAACAGGGGAGAGUAAACUGGAAGAAUGGAGGAACAACUAGGACAUUUUAGGCUAUUUCGUAUUUGGAUACAAGAUGUUUCUAGGGAAGCUUUGUUUAGAUUGCAUUAUUUCUGCUUGCAUGAUGCUCCCUGGCAUAGAAAAACCCCUUCAAAUAUGUGCCCGGAAGGUUAACAAAUUUUCAAGCUUCCUUGCUGUGUUUAAAUGUAAAAUUGCAUUUUCACUUCGAUUUAUGCACAUCAAGUCCUAGCAAAUUUUCCCCUACCAUUUUUAACUGAUAACCACUAUCUUCCUUGAUAGAAUGACCAGUUUCAUUAUCUCCGGAUUUCUUUGCAUGAAACAGUGCAAGAAUUUAGGAGAACCUUACCAAUGAUGAAGAGACUGAGCAGAAAGAAUGGUGUUUUGCUAUCACUUGUGGACCCUUACGGGUGAUGCCAUUCAGAAGUUGUAAUAAUGACUGCCAUUCAUGAUUCAUUUAUAGACAGCAAGAAGGAAUGAAACAGUUUGACAACCUAAUAUUGGGAGCUUGGCUGUGUUGUAACAGGCUUUUAUACUGGAAAAGAUUUAAGUCAAGCCUGGUAUAGAAGCUUACCUGUGUCAAAUUGUAAUUUGCAUGAUUUGAAAAGUUUGGGGGUGGGGAAAGGAUAAUAACUUCAGCUCUUAUAAUGUAUUAAUCCUUUUAUCUUUCCCAAACCUUACCUUAACAUUUUGUCCUGAAUGGUGAUACUUAUCAUAUAUACACAUAUGAACCAUAUUAAGUAAACAGCAAGCAUGUUCUUAGCAAUUAUGUCAUUUGAUUCAAACACAGUGUAGAUCCAAAACAGCAAACAAAAGAAAAAAAUCACACAUAGUUUACCAUUCUUUUAAAUAUAUUUACAGCUUGAUACAUUUUAAAGUACUUCAGUAAUCACCUCUUUGUUUUCAGAGAAGUUCCCCUAAAAGUAUUUGUGGGACUGCUAGGAGAGAUGAAGAGAUUCUAAAGGGAUACUGCAUCUUUUAAUACUCAGUCUUGUAUCUAGUAGUGUUUUAUGCUGAUCGUUUAUAUUCAGGACAUAUUUGCCAGCAAAAUAUUGGCAAUGAGCUGUGGCAAUUGUGGGAUCUUUUUUUACUGAUAAGGAAAAUGUUGCAAAGGCAUAAAAUAUGGAGUUUGAUUAGAGCAGCUACUUGGUUAUCUUAAAAAUCAUUUUUCCUACCAAGGAGAACGCAAAAUGCAGAAUAAAAUCUACUCAUAUGCUGUCAUAAUUUAACACCACUGUGAAGUAAACUUGGGAGAAAUACAUCAUUCUUACCUGCACAGUAGAACCUUACAAACCUCAUGCCUGCCAAUCCAUGCAAAAAAUUGGUAAUUCCUUCCCAUCUCUCAUGAAAGAUUUAUAAUGGAAAAAUGCUGCACAGAAAUCUUCUAAUAUUUUACUACCUGAAACAAAUUGUGCAACAUUAUUUUGGUUCAAAAUAUUUUGUGUGUGUGUAUUUAAAAAGAGCGGGCAUAUUAACGUAAAAAGGAUAAUAUCAAACUAUAUGUUGAAUUUGCUUAUUAUUAAAACUGUAACUCAUAAACUAUUCAGGCAUGUAUAUGCUAAUGAGGUUCUACUAUUUUGAAAAUCAUAUUUUUUUUCUUGUGGGACCAUAUUUAACAUGAAAUCUGCCAUUCCAUGAAAUCUAUUUGCUUUAUUUUUUUAAUGAGGUCAGAUACGUAGAGCUCACAUUCCUGUAACUAUUGGUACUGUGGUUUGACUUUUCUGUUUAGUUUUCAUAGUAAGAUUGUCUUUACCCUACAGUGUGAAAGAACUAGACAGUUACAAUUGCCUCAUCAAGACAGAUACUGAGAGACAAUGGUCUAUUGUAGCUUAAAAGCACUCCAUUGGAGAGAAUUAACUUGCAGGUUUCCAGCACUUUCAGGUAUCCUUGAAGAUAAUUUUUUAAAAAUACAUUUGAAAAGCAUGUUUUUGUAAUGUGCAAAAUGGAUGACUAAAGGCAGCCAUUGUUCAACAUGCAUGUGCUUGCAUAUUUAGUUGAAUUUAAGAGAAACUUAAAUUAUAAUUCUGAUGUGAAUAUAUGCAGUGGAUAAAACCCCAGUUCCAGUUAAAUUCCUGCCUAUACUGGAGCCAGGAUUAUGUCUGAUGAAGUCAGGGUAUUUUCUUUUUUUUAAAUAACCACAGAGACUAAUUUAUAGCUAGAGUAAAAUCUUCUAUCUGACCUAAGAACUGGUAGAUGGAAAACAUCAUUUAUUAGCUCAAAAAAAUUAUGGGCACAGUCUAGAGUAAGCUAAGCACUUAAGUCUGCUUAUGCAUUCUUCCUUGAGAAUUAGCCCCACUGAACUGUAAUGUACUUCCCAAUAAACAUGCAUAUAGUUGGGGAGCAAGUCUCAUAGAUUUAAAUGGAACUUUGACAUGUGGCCUUCUCCAGAUUAUACCACUUGUCUCACCCUGUUCACAGGUUAAACUGAACACCUGUACAAUCCCUGUAUGGUAUACAUUUGAUUAUUCUUUGUAUGUAGGCUGAAUAAUUCUCAUGUCACAGUCAAUGGCUGCACAGCUGAAUGUGUGAUACAAAAUCCACAUUUAUCCAGAGACUGGUUCCCGGUUUCAUUCAUAAAGUGAAUGCAUGUUGGCUCUUACAAACAAAUGUGCUCAUGUAAAAGCAGGAUGUAUGUGUGUUUUCUGUAGCAUGUGAACAGGACUCCUGGGUUAUGGCUGGUAUAACAUUUGACAGUUUUAAUCAUUCUCUCUUAAUUAUUGGAAUGAGGGACAAACGAGAAAGGAUGGUAGUUGACUUGUGUGUUUAAAUUUGGGCAAGGUGUAUCAUGUAGAAACUAAGGAUUGAGUCUUCUUUUAACAGCAAUUGUGAUACAUCAUCCACUUUUGCCAUAUCCCCCUUUAUAUCCCCCCCCCUUUUUGGAAUUGAAACCUGGCUGAGAAGUACAUGGGGAGCUUAUCUCUGGGGAGACAGCAGUAGACAGGGCUUAGCAAUCUCAGCCUGCUUUCUGUAUGGAUAGGAUUGCAGCUGAUCUUGGUUUAAACAAUGGUUGAUUACGCACAAGGCAUCUGCUGUGCAAUGGGGGCAAAUGUGCGUUGCCACAAGAUUUCUUGUAUGAAUGUAUUUCCUCAAGUCCCGCUUUCAUUUUUCAUUCUCCUUGCUGCAAGCAAGACCACUUCUAGCACAAAUUUAAUUUUGCUUUACAGCCAGAGCGGAUAGAUUUGCCAGUGGGCACAAAUUUGCCUCCAACCUCUUCCCUCCACCCACAGCCAUCCUGCCUAGUCUCACCCUCCACCCCCUUGCACUGCUUUGUAUGCUUUCCCUUCAUCCUCCUCCUUGUUGUUGACUCCUCCUCACUUUUCUAAGUGCUUAUAUCAAUACAUUGAUAUCAAGCAUGUUCACAUUCUAGCUCCACUCCACUCCACCUCCCCUGCUCUGCUUCUUAGUCCUCUGCAAGCCCACUGUGUGGAGAAGAGCCCAGAGAUAAGCAUUCCCUCCAUAAUUGGCUAAUCAUUACAUUUAGUUUAGUCCUAAGUAUGUGAUUAAGAAAAGUUCAUACAGUUCGCUAUGUGUGUGGAUGUGUUUGUAUGUGAGUGUGUGUGCAUGUAUUAGGUAAUAUGGCUGCAGUUGCUUUAUUUAGUAUAGGAGAGAGUAUUCUUUCAAAUGGGCAUUGAACAUAAUGGUGCUAUGUAUCAUUCCAUGUCUGUCCAAGCAUCUCCUUUGUGGAAUUCAAACCAUGUUUCCUUAUGUUACUCCUGGAAUUUUAGUUUUCUAUUUGGAAACGGCUGAGGGAGGCAGGAUUAAUUUCUGAGAAUUGUCCAUGUAUAGAUGAUUACAGGUAUUUGUUCAAGAUUAACACUGCAUUCUUCUUCUCUUAUGUUGUUCACAUUUCAGUCUUUCUGUUGCUGGAUUCAGCCUUGACAGCAUAGUUUAUGGCACUGGGUUUGAUAGGUUUAUGCACUAAAAAGGGGGCAAAGCAACUUAAGAGCCCACAGCUUCAUUCAUGUGUGUUUGGGUAUGUCUGCACCGGUACCUUUUGUCACAUUUUCCUUUGUCUCUUUUCCUAGUGUUUGUAUUUGUGCAUGUCACAUACAUAUGUAUACACAUCCUCCUCUCAGGAUUGUGGGCUCUUAAGAAAAUAGAACACAUGCAGUCAUUCAUAUAGCAAAUAAUUUUAAUGCAGUUUGCAAAAAUUUGGAGAUUCUGGGGUGUGUUGAGGAGGUUUGGAACAAUAGCCUUGGUAAGGGACAGUGUGAGAGAGUUGUCCAAAUAUCAUCUUUAUUAUAGGAAGUUUGUCCAAUUUAUUAGGUUUCUAAGAUUUGCUGAAAACUGGUGUGACCAGCUAUCUUUUGCAAAUAUUGGCUCAUGUGAUUGGGUCUAUUUGCAUGAGCAAGAUAACAUCCAAGAAGCAGAACUGUGAAAGCUUGCACCUUCACCUUCACAAUUAUAAAACAUUGCAAGAUAUGGUUCUGGAGACGCAGAAGUGUUCUUCCAUGAGUCUACUUCUUAGAUGUAGCAGUAUGUACUUGAGGCUCCUUAAAUAAGCACUUAAUUGCAAAGUUAUCUUCAAUAACAAUAAUUGCAAAGUUAUCUUCAAUAACAACACUAUGAAUAAUUCAAGAGUUCAAGCCAAUGUGAUGUUUGAUUUUGAUUUUGUGAUGUUUGAUUUCCCAUGCUGUUGGGGGGUGGCACAAAACUUUAUUUCCCAGUCAUACACAGUUUUUAUGCCUAUUCAUAGUCUGUUGCUGGUUUGGUACCAUCUUAUUUUUAACUCGAAACCAGCAAGUCGAUUUUUAACUUGAUUCCAGCCAGUCAGGAAUCCUGUAGUGAACGUGCUGGUGCGGUAGUGUCACAUUGCCACCCCUCAGAUUUGGUUUUUGCUGAAAUCAAUAAGGACUAUCAAAGCCCCCUCUCUCCCCUUCCUUUAAAUUGGAGCACAGGAGUAGACAAUAAAUGCAUCCUUGCUGCUCAGACUGAUGCUCCCUAUCUUCUUGUGCUGCACUUGUAGUUUCAUUGAUGGUAUGGCAAUGCAGCAAAAACUUCACUCAGUGCAGUUCUAGUUAUGUUUGAUGAGCUGGAGCAGAAUAUCUGAAUGUUCAUAAGCAUUUUGCUCCAUCUAAUGACAUAUGUAUAACUGAAUCAAAUUCAGGGACUCUCAUCCUGGUUACCUUGGCCACAGGGGUUCAGUUUCUUUUCUCCUCUCACCAAAAUGCCCCUAGGUUAACAUAAAGAGUUGGAUGGAAACACUAAUAAAACACCCCCUACACCCAUGUUUACAUAGUAAUAUUUAACAUGGGAACAUUUGUGUUUUCUGCAACAGUUAUGUCGGGCUCAAACAGUAGAUCUGCAUCCUGAAAUACCUGUGUAAACAAACUUGGGACUUCCGUCCCAGAUGGUAUUGCAAGGCAUGUAAACACACUAACAAUAAUAUGCUUCUGUCAUUUAGGCUGAUUGGUGGUAGUUGUUAACACCAACAUACUAAAGGAGAAUAUAACUGUCCUAAAUAAAUGAAUACGCCUAAGGUAUUAAUCUAAUCUGAUUUACAUGUGAUGUAUCAGAAAGUAGAAUACUAGUAAGGGAUACAGGACCCUAGGAUAAUGUACAGACGUCCUAGUUUCUUUCUCUCAAUAACAGAUGGGGAAAUGAACUGGUGUAGACAUCUCCAUAAUAUACCCAUCGAUCCACAGUGAUAUAUAUCUGAUUUUUUUAAAUAUCCAAAAUCUUUCCACUUUAGUUUCAGCACUUUCUGAAGGAGAAAUUAAAAGGCUCUAUUGUGUUCUUCCACUUCUCUGAUAUUUUGUUAAAAAUGUGUGAAAUCUGUACAUGAUAUUGGGGUAUUUGCUGUGUUCUUGCCAUGAUUUUUCUAAACAGAAAUUCCCGGUACUUUUAUUGGAACUAUGUGAAGAUUUGAUGAACUGGGCACUCCCCAUUUUGUAUUCCAUUUAUCUGCUAUGAUGUAGUGCAUGAAAUUAAUUAAUUUGGGGGAGAAGGUUGAGCCAUAAAGCAAAAUGUAUUCCUUUGUACUAUAGAUUUCUUUCUUAAAGUGGUAUGUGUUGUCAGAGUGAAUGACUGAAUUCUGCUUUCAGGACCCUGGAAUUUCUUGCUCAGUUUCUAAACUGGUGCAUAUGGUGCUUUAUAAUGCAGUUUCUAAAGUGAGAUUACCUUAUGCUGCAGCCCUUACAAACACACGCACAAUUUCGGAGAAGUUGUUAUAGCCUCUGGUUUUGCAUAGUAUGGUGAAGUCCCAGGAUAAACACUUGAUAAGAGCUCAGAAUCACCACCUCACAGGAUCAUCAUAGCAAACACAUGUGAGGCCAUGCAUUAGACACUGAAUGGCGGAUGCCAGGUGACAGCCACAGCUGUGUACAUCAAUGGAGACAAUGCCAAUAAUACUGUUCAGUGGAUUGUCAUGGACCUGUGUAGCUAAAUGCUUCUGAAUCGAAGGGGGGAGAUCCUGUUGUCUUCAGUCAUCAUGCUUUGUCUUGUAAAACCAACAAAAUAGUAUUUUUAGUCUAAUUUAAAGGAGCUGCUUCUUUUAUAGCACAUAUUUCGCUUUGUACUAUAUUUGAUAGUUAAAAGAUAAUUUAGCCUGUAGAAUACCUUGUUGUAUUUGUACUGUUGAUGAAUGUUACAAAAGUGCUUUACUUUGUUGCCAUAAUUCUCUUGUACUGCUGUAAAAUUAUUUUUUCUGCUUUUCAAAAACCUAAAUCGAUUGACAUUUUCGGUACCGGGUUUUGUACAUUUUUUUAUUUUGUCAGUAUUUUUGAAUGUUUACAUCUCUUUGACACUAGCCAUUCAAUGCCUUUUUAGGGUAGUACUUCUCCUGCCCAGGAUAAGAGCAAUGUGAAAUCAACCCAUAUCUGGCUUGCAUCAAGAAUAGACAUUCAUGUGGGUUGGGCUGUCCUUGCCAUGCAUCAAUAUUUUGCAUCCACAUGUAGAGAAAUAAGAUCUCCCUUCAGUCCUCUACCAAAGAAAAAAAUUAUUCCCAUAGGACAAGUUCUUAAAAUUCUCAGAAGGGGGAACUGUUGAUUUCAUUGGCAUUGCUACGGUUUAUUGUUAUGCUUGCUUUAUUUCCUGACGAAAUGUGACUGAGUGAAAAAAAGGGGUUUAAACUAUUUUUUUUUAAGACAGUGUUUGGUUUAGAAUUCAGGGAUCAUGCUUUCAUCAAUGGUGCUGUUUGUCUUUUUUUUUUUAGAAAACCAUGUGUUGCAUACAAACUUUACUGAUCAAACAACUAUAAACUAAGAUUUGUUCUGUCUACAUGUUUGCUCUCUAUCCUCCCUGGCCCUUGAAAAUAACAAUUUGGGCUUCAAUAUUAAAAUAUUCUGAAGAAAAUAAAACUAAAAAUACA
Messenger RNA from Sphaerodactylus townsendi, 14339 nucleotides. It is a transcript of the gene ASXL3, whose product is annotated as ASXL transcriptional regulator 3. The record is from RefSeq and is a predicted model, not a curated record. The coding region runs from base 400 to 6984 and encodes 2194 amino acids. Gene Ontology annotation, biological process: animal organ morphogenesis; positive regulation of transcription by RNA polymerase II. Gene Ontology annotation, cellular component: PR-DUB complex. Gene Ontology annotation, molecular function: peroxisome proliferator activated receptor binding; DNA binding; chromatin binding. Lineage: Eukaryota; Metazoa; Chordata; Lepidosauria; Squamata; Sphaerodactylidae. The transcript has 14 exons.